AUGCUAUCCAAACUGCAUUGGCAGAAAAGGACGAACCGCAAAUCUCAGCAGUCCUUUGAAGGCCACAGCCUGUCGCCGCAGCCUUCGCCCGAGCUACAGUCUGAAGGAGCAUCUGCAAGUCCACCUUCUCGACGGCCUGGAUUCCUCUCUCGAGUACGCAGUCAGCGAUUCUCGACGGUCAAUCUGCCAGCCAACUCAUCACAUCAAGAAGCGUCAAGCAACCCAGUACCCAAGCGACAUUCAUACUACCAGCCUGCCCAGCCAUUGUACGACACGGCCGAGGCUCAGCGUCCGGUAUGA
Molecule: messenger RNA, 300 nt
Organism: Aureobasidium pullulans EXF-150
Lineage: Eukaryota; Fungi; Ascomycota; Dothideomycetes; Dothideales; Saccotheciaceae
Exons: 3
Coding region: 1-300 (99 amino acids)
Source: RefSeq, a predicted model, not a curated record